This is a messenger RNA of Prorocentrum cordatum, 2604 nucleotides long. The record is from the annotation of a GenBank genome assembly. Lineage: Eukaryota; Dinophyceae; Prorocentrales; Prorocentraceae.
GACCUCGACGACGCCGAGCUGGCCGAGGGCACGGAUAGCACGGACAGCUCCACGUCGCUGCUGCGGCCCCCAGCGUCUCCGCGGCGCGGCAGGGGCGGUGGCAACGUGUUCCGCUGGUACCGGGCCGUUGCGGCUGGCGCCUGCGUGCUGCUGGCCGCGGGUGCGCUACGGGCUUGCGUGGCCUCCAAGGCGAGAGCUGGCUUCCCCCUCAGCGGUGGCAGCGACGACCUCAUCGGGCUCGUGGCGUCGGACUGCGACACGGAGAAGGAAGAGGUCAAGGCUGGCGGCUGUUACGCGAAGUGCAGCGACCUGACAGGCGGCAAGUACAUCACGCGCGCCGGCCCGGCCACCUGCUGCAAGGGCGUGGGCGCCGCGUGUCUGUGGAUCGGGAACUUGAAGACCCACCCGAGCUUCAACACCAGGGCGAACACGGCCGCCCAGGCGAACACGACGCAGGCAGCCGAUGGCAACGUCCCUCAUCACAACCCCCUUUGCGAGGACUGGGAGGAGCGCACCGCUGGAGCCUGCUACACGUCGUGCGCAAACCUCACGAAUGGCACGCACACGAACCGGAUCUCCGCACUGACGUGCUGCUCGGGGCGUGGCCUGGAGUGCCUCAACCCCGCCAAGCUCAAGACCAGCAUCUCGCUCUCGGCUGGAGGAAACCGGAAGGUGUUCGGUGGCGACUGCGACGAGAACGAGGAGCACCACAUGGGCUUGUGCUACAGGUCGUGCGACAACCUCACCAGGGGCUGGUAUCCGAACCGCGUCGCCGCGGAGACGUGCUGCAACGGCACGGGCCUCUCGUGCCUCAACCCGAUGAACCUGAAGACCGACCCGUCGUUUGGCGAGGGAGGCGGCCGCGCGCACAUGUCGCAGGUUUGCAAGUCAUACGAGGAGCACCACGGAGGGCUCUGCUACAUCCAGUGCCAGAAGCUCACCAACGGCUCGCACCCACACCGGGUCGCCCCAGGGGUGUGCUGCAAGGCGAACGGCACGGCCUGCAUGAACCCCGCAAACUUGCUGAGCAAGCCGUGGUUCGCUGCUGGCGGAGGCCGCUGGGCGCCGAAGGAACACGGCAACGUCUCGUGCGCCGAGACAGAGGAGUCCCACUUGGGCAUGUGUUACACCAAGUGCACUGUGCUCACAGAGGACGAGUACCCCAACCGGGUCGCUGCCAGCACGUGUUGCAAGACCCACGGCUGGAGCUGCAUGAGCCCCGCGAACUUGAAGACCUCGCCCGCCUUCGCCGCUGGGGGCAACCGUUCGAUCGCGGCGUCGUGCAAGAAGAUUGAAGAGCUCUACGGUGGCAUGUGCUACAUCAAAUGUUCCAUCCUUACUAACGGGACGCACAACUACCGCCUGAGCGGGCUCUCCUGCUGCAACGGCACCUCAGCCAUGAAUUGCUUCUACAACCCGUCGCAGAUCUCGACAAAGUCUUGGUACGCUGCGGGCGGCGGUCGCUUUGCGACGAAGGCCCCAGGGAAUUCCACCAAGUGCAGCAACCCUGAGACGGAGGAGCAUGCGGGCAUGUGCCUGAAGAAGUGCAGCUUGCUCACGGACGGCGAGUUCCCGUACCGCGUCACCGUGGCCACGUGCUGCAAAGAGAAGAGCCUCAAGUGUCUGCAGGCCUCCUACCGCAAGACGAGUGCUGCCUUCGGCCAUCGCAUGGAUGGCGGCGUGCCUCCCGCCAACGACGAGGACCCCGCCCUGCAGGGCAUCGCGGGGGCCCCUGACGAGGGCGAGGGGCCGGCGCUCGAUGCCCCAGUGCCGGAGGCCACCAACCAGAGCUCCGGCAACUCGACCGGCGCUGCGGGCGCGGUGUCGCUGGCGAGGGCGGGGGGCAAGUCCGCGCCGGAAGAGCCGACAGACGAGGAGCUGGACGUGUGGAACAGGAUGGUGGCGAAUGCCUCAACCCACGACGGCAUCGACCUCGCCUCUCUGGGAGCUCCGGUGUCGGUGGUCAGCCAGGUGGUGGCUGGGAUGAUCUACGACUUCACGUUCUCCGACGGCACGGUCGUCAGCGUCUUCGAGCAGUCGUGGACGGACACCCUGGAGGUGCAGGACAUAGUACACGCGCCGCCCGCGAACGGCACCGGGCAGCAGGCGGGCAAGAAGCCCGGCGGCUUCACCGUGCUCAAGACCGGCGGGUGGUCGGCGGCCAGCAAGCCCACCCCCGAAGACCUCGCUGCGUGGGAGAACACCGUGGACAAGGUGGGGUCAUACCAGGAUGUCGACCUCGCCUCGCUCGGCCAGCCCGUCCUGGUGCAGACCAAGGUAGUGUCUGGCACGCAGUUCCGGUUCGUGUUCGAGGACGGCGAGGUUGUCACCGUCCAGUCCCAGCCUUGGACGAAUACGCUGGAGGUCACCAGCGUUGAGCAGCCGAAGACAGACGAGGCCUACGUCAACAAGACCGUGUCGAUGAUGAAGCCCGACUGGACCCCUCGUGCAACCCAGACUUCCGCGGCCCCUGAAUCGACGGAAGCUCCUGCGCCGACAUCGACAGAAGCUCCUUCAUCCACAGAGCCGUCUACGUUCACGACAUCACCUCCCAACGGAACAGAGGUUGUCAGCAGCAAUGUUAGCACAAAGAAGUCCAGAUGA